AUGCGCAUCGCGGCCACCUCACGCCUUCUGUACACGGUGCUCUGCCUCGUGCUUCCGCUUCCCAUUUUGGCUCUUGCCAACCCAACAUCUCGCUGCCGCAAAACCAACAAGAUGCCUUCUCGCCAAGAGCUCACCCAGACCCGAGACGACUACCUAACGCUCUGGGGCGGUGACCUAUCGCUGGCGGACAGGGUUCUCUUCCAGGACGUCAAGCUCAACAUUGACCGUCCUCCAUCGGCCAACGGCAGCGCUCCCGUCGUUGCCAACGACCCCGGGGCAUUCGUUAACUUUGUCAAGUUCGCGCAUGCGGGCUGGGAAACAUCCGAGUUCAAGGUGAUUCAUUGGGUGGCCGAGGGGCAUAAUAUUGCCAUCCGCUGGAAGGCCGAGGCUAUCAUGGGCAAGGACUAG
Purpureocillium takamizusanense is the source of this 408-nucleotide messenger RNA. RefSeq lists its product as uncharacterized. The record is from RefSeq and is a predicted model, not a curated record. Bases 1 to 408 code for a protein of 135 amino acids. Lineage: Eukaryota; Fungi; Ascomycota; Sordariomycetes; Hypocreales; Ophiocordycipitaceae. The transcript has a single exon.